AUGAGCAGAGAAUAUUUUUACCACGGCAAGAAUUUAUUUUGUGGACAACUCCAGUGUACAGAAAACAUAAGAGAAGACACUCAGAUUUCAGCUCUUGUCAACAUGUCAGUCUAUAGGAUCAGUGAACCAGAGGGGAAGAUUUUGUUGGCGUCUAUUUCAGAAUCAGAUUCAAAGCUUCAAGAUUAUAAAAGGACUGGAACAAGAGUAGAUGGGAAAAUAUCGAAAACAUUUUCUGAAUUGAAUAUUUUUUUCUCGAAUCAUUCAGACUGCAAUGAUGGCGUUUUCCUUUGUGAAAUACAUUAUGUGAAUACCACAAGAUCAGUUGAUAGAAUUGGGAAAGAGACGAACAGUUUGCAAAGAAAAUCACGUGAAUCUUUUAUAAUAAUGAACUUGAAAGCUAAAACAUCUGAAUAUGUUAAAUCAGUUGAUACAAUGGCCGAUUUUCUCAAAUCGUUUGAAGACCCAGACAGGCUGAAAGGUGCAGACAUGACAGUGUCAUUACAGAUGUCACAUUCUGGUGGCGAUAAGUUCAGCACAGACAAAAGUUUUGGUCAAACAGAAACAGAGUUAAAUCACAUUUUCAAACAGAUCAGUUCUUCUAAAAUUGAGGACAUAAUGGAUGAUAAGAUAAAGAAUUUAACAGCGGAUUUUAACGAAACAUUACAUCAAAUGGAAAAUAAAAUCACAACUGCAAUGGAGAAAGAAGUUAAUAAAAUAAUUUUGCCUUAUAUUGAGACACAAAAACUGGAUAAAGGAAACUCUCAGGGCAUGUUAGAUUAUAAAAUAGGAAAUCUAACAUUGAAUUUUAACGAAACGUUACAACACAUGGAACAUAAAAUUGCAACGAAAGUAGAGAAAGAAAUUGAUAAAAGAAUUUCGUCUUAUAUCGAGACACACAAAUUAGACCAGGAAACGUUGACCUCUUUAAAUAAAUCCGUUCAAACAAUCACCGCAGGCACACAAAAACAAAUAGAACAAUGGAAUUUAAAAUUUGCUCAGAUGGAAGAAAAGCUAAAGAAAACUGAAACACGGGAGGAUUUUAAUACAACUUUGAACAUGAUGUACGAUAUCAACAAGACAAUGCACACAUUUUUAGACGAAUACAAUCAUAUGUGUGUCCGUAGCUAUCGCCCAAGUCUACCUGACCGAAUUAUUACUAACUUAAAUGAAACUAAAAUUGCCUUGUGUGAUACCAAAACAGAUGGGGGAGGAUGGGUCAUUAUACAGGGCUACAAUGAACUGAGGUUUGAAAUGAAAUAUAAAGGUACAUCCUACUACAUGGUAUACAGUAAUGUGACGGUGGGAAAUGAAGCAGAUUUGUAUAGGAUAAAGUUUACAUACAAGACAGGCAACACUACAGUCAGCUUUAGUUAUCACAAUGGAAUGGCUUUUUCCACAUUUGAUAAAGACAAUGAUGGAAAUGCUGGAGGCCAUUGCGCCCAGGCAUGGGAGAGCGGCUGGUGGUUUAACAAAUGCCAUCAGGUGAACAUGAACGGCGUGUGGGCAAGUAAACGUUUUGCUGCAGGAAUUAUCUGGGAAGGUAUAACACAAUAUACCGAUUCUCUGGAACAGGUUGAGAUGAAACUACGUCGACUAUAA
This is a messenger RNA of Physella acuta, 1599 nucleotides long. Its product is annotated as angiopoietin-1. NCBI's taxonomy places the organism in Eukaryota, Metazoa, Mollusca, Gastropoda, Physidae. The record is from RefSeq and is a predicted model, not a curated record.